Molecule: messenger RNA, 1416 nt
Organism: Blumeria graminis f. sp. triticale
Lineage: Eukaryota; Fungi; Ascomycota; Leotiomycetes; Helotiales; Erysiphaceae
Source: the annotation of a GenBank genome assembly
AUGCUAUUUAUUUUAGUCCUCAUCACAGUUGCGACGGCUUUGGCAACUGGAAAUGCAGCUGUACCUGCCAAUGUCUUUCAGCCACCAUGGUUGAUGAAGAGAAAAACAGAGAUAAAAAUUUCCGAAUUGGCUAUGGAGAGUUUUAACAUAUCUCACAGUAACUUGACCAUAAUUGACUCCAAGCCUUUGUCGAUUUUCUGUAUUACUUGCGAGACCUCUGGUAAUCUGACCCUGAGCACAAUCAAGGUCAAGAAACAUCAAGGGAUGGUCAAGAAGAUUAAAGGUUUCUUCGACGAUCCCGUUCAAGUGACGUUAAAUAAGUUUGGUCUGAAUCUCAACCUGCACUUUGGAGAUGUCCGAGGCUACUUUGAAUUUGAAAUCCAGGGCGAAGGCGACGGGGAAUUCAAGUUUCCGCUGUACAUGACGGAAACUCCGAUAGGCAUGGCCUUGAGUGAUGAGCUCUCAGUCGGAGUCGUACUAUUCAUUGAUCUGGUCUUCUCCUCCGCCGCAAAGGAUGAGCUCGAUAUGAACACGGGAUUCGAGUUUUCCUUUCCUCUAGGAGCUAAUAUUUCUGUGGACUCUCUGAACGGAGAUGUUCUCCAUCAUAAAUUCAAUGAGGGUCCGAUGAAAAGUCUCCCAAUCCUUGUCAGGUCAGGCACGGCCAAUUUUACGGCUGCCUUGAGGGUCCAUGUUCAGUGCGGCGUUUCCGGCAUUAUCGCUGGGAAUGGGUACGAUGUAGGACUCUCGGUCUUUGCCAACAUACUCGAAUACCAGAGUAGAAUCGAGCGCAACACCAUUGGAUUUGAAGGUCCCAAAGAAAAAUCAGUCGAAGCAAGCGACGCCGACGCUGGCGAUGAGAAUAACGGUGACUACGUGGAUAAAGUGGAUGGAAGUCAAGGACAAGCUGAAAAUAAUGAUAAGCCUUUGAAUGGAAGCGACACUGCUCAAAAAAGUCCUGCGACUAACGACGUUGUCGGUGACGGGGAUGAAGCCGAUGGUGAAAAUCAAGAAAAAGCUGAAAAUAAUGACAAACCUAUGAAUGGUAGCGACAUUACUCAAAACCGUCUGGAGACUAAUGGGACAGUGGGCGGUGCAGAAAAUCAGACUACCAGCGAUUGUGAUAUGCUCGCCGAACAGGUGUUUGAUGUCAAUAUUGGAGCAUAUGCGCAUGCACUGGCAAAGUUCGACUACAAAGCCAUAGGAUUCUCACCUACCUCCACCAUAACGGUCUAUCAGCACACAAUUAGCGAUAGUUGCAUCAGAGAUGCUCCAAAAACUGCGCCACCAACAACGACAACCCCCAAGCCAGAUGAGGAGAGGCCACCGACUACGACGACAUCUUCGUCUGAAGUUACCACGACGGGAACAUCACACCCCAUGGCUCUCCCUCGACACGAAAUCUUCACUAUUUCCUAG